Messenger RNA from Pocillopora verrucosa, 2007 nucleotides. RefSeq names its product peroxisomal membrane protein 11A-like. Lineage: Eukaryota; Metazoa; Cnidaria; Anthozoa; Scleractinia; Pocilloporidae. Gene Ontology annotation, biological process: peroxisome fission. Gene Ontology annotation, cellular component: peroxisomal membrane. The record is from RefSeq and is a predicted model, not a curated record.
ACAGGACAAGUACUGAGGACACGUAGUAGUACGUAAGUCAUUGAUCGAACUUUUCAGCUUGAGGCAAGGCAAUUUUUCAACUGUCGGGGAAAACAUGGAUGUAGUCGCUGCAGUGGUAAAGUACAAUCAACAAACGUUAGGAAGGGAUAAACUGUGUCGGAUCAUCCAGUAUGCCUCAAGGUUGUCCAGUUAUCUUCUUCAACAAGGUGGCGCAAGUGUUGAUUGGGUGAAUAGGGCAAAAACACUAGAUAAACAGACAAGCACCUCAAGGAAAUUAUUUAGGUUGGGAAAGAGUUUGGACAUGAUAAUUGGUGCAAUUAGAGCUAAGGACAUCCAUCAUGACAACAUUCUGAAGGUCCUGAUCAUCUGCCGACGAGCUACAUUAGCCCUGUAUUAUAUCAUAGAUCACAUAACUUGGGCUGCAAGAUUGGGACUCUAUAAAGCUACCCCAAAGGAUUGGUCCAAGUUUCAGGCAAAAUUCUGGGCCAUUGCUCUUGUGUUUGGCCUUCUCAGAAACCUGUAUGAGAUCUUGAACCUAAUUUUUGUUCCAAUUAAGAAACAUGAUGGUGGAGAAGAAAGCAAUUCGCAAGGAAGUUCUGUUACAUCCCGGCUGAUGACCCGUCCCCAACUUUUUCUUGACACAGUCAAGAAUUCAGCUGAUUUCCUGUUGCCUUUCAAUGUUAUGGGUGUAAUUGAGUUGAAUGUUGGUUUGGCUGGGUUACUGGGAUUAAUUUCAUCAAUUGCAGGUGCAAUACCUGUUUGGAAUCCUAACAUGAAAUUGAAACCUUCUUAGAGAUGCAAUUGGAUGAUUUGAUGUAGUGUACUUGUGAUCAAGGCUGACAACUGGCUACACUAUAGAACUCUUAAUUUUAUCAAGGGGGAAUUUUUUGUGCUAUUACACUGUUAUCAGUGAGUGUAGUGCAUUUAGUUGCAGUGUUAGAGAGGCAACCUUUCUUAAGGAAACAGUUGUCAUUAUACUCUAUACUGCUGUAUUUUAAUAUAUAUAAUUUAAUUUGUGCCAUUAAUAUUAGUGAAUACAAAAUUUGUUUGAAGUGACCCAUGCCUAGCAGCACAACUCUAUCAUGUAGCUGAAAUAAUUUUUCCGAUGAGAUGGUCAGUGACUUGAAGAAAUUACUGAUUUAUUCUUUUUAACCCUUAAGAAUUGGCCAAUCUUCCUGAGAUGUCUGGGGAAUCAAGAAUUACUUAUUAAUAAAUACAUGCAGGUAGUUGUAUUUUCAAUUUCAAAUGAUAGGCCGGAGUAAGAACAAAAAAGCUGAUGACAGUGAAAAACAUCUGUUGUGAACACUAAUAUAUUUUCUAUACUAUUUUGCUUUGAACUUGAUGGCUUGUGGUGUAGGUUAAAAAAAAUAUAUGAAAACCUAAUGAAAUAAACUUUCCAUAAUUUUUUUUUCCAGCACUAUGUUAAUUCUUGUUAAAUUCCUGUUCCUCACAAUGACACAAGCUUAGGGAAAUGCUGUCUCAGCAGAGGGACAUGCCAAACGUUACAGAGCCCCAAACAUGCAGAAUGAAAAGCUCAAUGUCCAGAAAAAGCAAUUCUUUUUAAACCAGUAUUGUGCUUUGGAGCACAUUGGGGAAGCACUCCUUUGAAGUGAACACCUUCACCUAGAAAUGAUUGCUUGCACAUCCAUAAAUGUCAAAUCUCAAUUUGAAUAUAUAAAGAUGAGUGAUCUUUGAACUUCUAUUUACAUUAAACUUUACAAUCAGCUUGAAACUCAAAUAUGUUUUAUCCUAAUUGGAAAAAUUUUUAAACUCAUUGCACAAUGUUUUUGCUAUAAAAUGUUAUAAAUAAGUUCAUCAGAUUAAUUAUAUAAAUUAUUGUUUCUACACCUGCUUUUAGAAUAUCAAUGUAUUUAUCAUACCAAACAAACUCAAUUUGUGUGAAGAAAUAACAAAUGAAAACUGUUAUAAGGAAAUAUAAAGGUAAAUCCUAGUUUUCCUCAAAUCUCCUACUCAACUCGGCAGUGACUAUUGUGAUAAAAGUUAUCU